GGAAUGACACUGCAGGAGGGAACGGGCGAGUGGCCUGAGAGAUGCGAGUUCCAGAAGUCGAUACGGCAAAUCCGAUGGGUGUGAAUGGAUGGAGCCCAUAUAAUAAGUGGACCCUCCGUGGCUUACGAAACAUGUGGAUCGUUCAAGACAGUCAGAUUGUCAGCGGGAUUCCUAAUGGGCGAAUGCUGAUUGGCCAACUCGGUUACCGGGCGGCUCCGAGGGCCAAGAUUGCCAUCCCAUCACCGUGUCAUACGUACCGGCUCAGUUUGCUUGCUCGGCUGACUUGACUUCAGUUGAACUUGGCCCGCACCCAACUGUCGAAUUCCCGCCAAGCACAACUGAACCAUCAUCAGAGGAAGAACAAAGCCGAAUUGCCCCGGCUGUUUCCCAACACACAACCUACCUAACCACCAAAAGUCUGGCCUUGUCACAGCCCUAUGAUCCUGACCUCUGCAAUUCCCCUUUCUUCUUCUUCAUCUUCCGCCGCCGUACAUCAUAUCACUUCCACCGCCGCCAUACUAUCGCCGGCUUUCCCGUCUGCGAUUGUACAUCACACAACAAGCACAACAACAACAACAAGACCACUUCUACUCAAGAUGAACGCGCAAAGGAUUCUUUCGAGGAGGACGCUCUCGUCCGCCCUCUGCAACAGCAACCGCACCGUCGCUCACGCCCAGCGCCACCAAUUCAGCACGACGCCCUCACCCGCCGUCACCGCUUUCCAGUCCUACACUCUUCCCUCGCACCCGCCAUCGCCGCCGCGCUCCGGAAAUGACUCCAUGGCUUUCCCCGUCCAGCCGCCCAUGCCGCGCGUACACGAGACAAGACCUCACAAGAUUGCGUCGCCACCGAAGCAGCAGCAGCAGCAGCAGCAACAACUAAACAACUUUGCGCAAACGUCACCAUCUACAUCAUCAAGCCCCUCUCAGCCCACCCCCGUUGCUCCCAAGCAAGAACAAUCCAAGGCCGCCGCCGCCGCAGCACAAGCCUCCUCCGCCCCCACGCAACCAACGCCCUCCAAGCCCGCCCCCCGCGCCUCCCGCCUGCGCGCCCCUCGCAAGGCCGCCAUCAACCUCACGUCCGCGGCUGUCGAGCACCUGCGCGCCAUGCUGGACCAGCCGGAGCCGAAGCUGAUCAAAGUCGGCGUGCGCAACCGGGGGUGCAGCGGGCUGGCGUACCACCUGGAGUACGUGGACAAGGCCGGGGCAUUUGACGAGACGGUGGAGCAAGACGGCGUCAAGGUCUUGAUUGACAGCAAGGCGCUCUUCAGCAUCAUUGGCAGUGAAAUGGACUGGGUGGAGGAUAAGUUGAGUCAGCGGUUUGUUUUCAGGAAUCCUAAUAUUAAGGAGCAAUGCGGUUGUGGAGAGUCAUUCAUGGUAUGAAUAAAGGACAUGAAUGAUAUUAAAUCUCGGUUAAGCUAGGGGUGGGCCGGGCGUGGAAGCCGAAGCGCCUUUCAGCCGGACAGUCAUGCGUGACACGACACGACUUUAGAGAGAGCUACGGGACGGUCUUCACUUCAGUGGCUCCCUUGGCGCAUCGAGAACGAAGGACCGAAGAGUUAUGUAUGGAGCUUUCAGAGUCUUUUUGCGUCAUUUGUUAGCGCUCGCGCGCUUGGGGGGGUUUUCUUUCGGCGAAAGCAUGGGUACUGGCGUUUGGGUAGAGAGCAUUAUUCCCUUUAUUGUUCUUGUUACUUAUUUUUUUUCCAUUCUGGUAAACUCAGAUAUGGACGGCUCUAUCAAGGGCCUCUUUACUUAUCGGUAGUGUUGCUGUAUAAUUUUUCUCUCUUUUCCCUGUUGCACCACCAUUUAUACAAGGGAGAGCAAUGGAGAGGCUUAUCAUCAUACUUGAUAUCUGGCACGCAUAAAUGGUUCAUCCCAUAUUUUGGCUGUCAUGAUUACAUGCAUUCUACUGUGUACCUUUUCCUGCGAUGCCCUCUAAUGACGCAUGCUGUGGUUUUUGAU
This is a messenger RNA of Neurospora crassa OR74A, 1961 nucleotides long. Its product is annotated as iron sulfur assembly protein. Gene Ontology annotation, cellular component: mitochondrion; cytoplasm. The coding region runs from base 438 to 1382 and encodes 314 amino acids. The record is from RefSeq and is a predicted model, not a curated record. Gene Ontology annotation, biological process: iron-sulfur cluster assembly. Gene Ontology annotation, molecular function: 2 iron, 2 sulfur cluster binding. The transcript has 2 exons. NCBI's taxonomy places the organism in Eukaryota, Fungi, Ascomycota, Sordariomycetes, Sordariales, Sordariaceae.